Molecule: messenger RNA, 3945 nt
Organism: Pyricularia pennisetigena
Lineage: Eukaryota; Fungi; Ascomycota; Sordariomycetes; Magnaporthales; Pyriculariaceae
Exons: 3
Coding region: 1-3945 (1314 amino acids)
Biological process (GO): regulation of transcription by RNA polymerase II
Cellular component (GO): transcription regulator complex
Molecular function (GO): DNA-binding transcription factor activity, RNA polymerase II-specific; RNA polymerase II cis-regulatory region sequence-specific DNA binding
Source: RefSeq, a predicted model, not a curated record
AUGGUCAUUCUAGGCAAUCCUCCCCGUCACCCCCUCCAUCAGCAGGGACCUCCUCCUCCUCCUCCUCCAGACCAUUUUGAGACUGGUGGUGUGAGGAAACGCCAGAGAUUGUCACAUUUUGCCAGCGCCGACGAUGCAGCCCCGGCGCGGUUCGCUCCGUUCGCCGGCGGUAGCAUCGUCGACGCCACCACCGCAGGCAGACUGCCUCUGGGCGAGUCGUCGGGAAACACGCAGCCUCAAAACGCCCAGAGCUUUACGCAGAACCGAGAAGUCAUGUUUGGCAGGAUCAGCAGCAACAGCAGCCAAAACCCGCUUGCGCACUGCUCGACAACAUCGACAGCAGAUAACAGCACUGCCACAACCCCGACGCUCACACCGCUGCCGACACUGGAGAGCAGCCAUCAUCACCCCGCCGCCGCCGGUGCCAUCUGUGGACCCAGCAACCCUUCCGCGUGGACGCUUGACCUGGCAGAUGAGCAGACCAGGCGGACCAGCCUCGGUGCCAGGCGCGGCAACAGCCAGCACCUGCACCUCGACUUUGCCAAUGGCCAGCGUCGGAGCUUGUACGGCGCACCGGGCGGCGGACCGGGAGCACUGCCGCCUCGCAAGGGAACACCGACGGCCGGGGCACCAUCCGUCAGCUACAAUCCCCUAUACAACAAUGCCGCCUUUAGAGCUUACCGGGCCAAGCAGGCCGAGAAGGCUGCUGAUGGACGAGAGGAGCAGAAAUGGCCCGAGUGGCUGGAACAGGCAUUUUGCGACGCCCUUUUGACUAUACCGGCAAUGGGACGACACAAGUACCAGAUGAUGAAGCGCCCGGCUCCCAACGCGGAGGGAGGCGGCGGUAGCAACGGCAACAGCUGUAGCACGUCCAACAGCAACGACCAGGCCGGGCGCAACAUGCUCAUCAGCGAGUGGCUAUGGCUUGUGUACCUGGAGACGCUGCCCUCCAUCGCCGCGGAGUUGCCGGACAGGCAGUGGGAGAUGCAGGUGGUCAACAAGAAGACCGGUGAGAGCCAGACGAAACUGAUGAACCAUGCCAUGGUGCGUGACCGCAAGAUGGUGUCUAGCCAUAUCCAGGUGACGAAGAACUUCUUCAAGGAUAACCCCAUGCAACAUUUCGUUUUCGUCACAGAGGAGAAGCGAGCCAAUGGCCGCGAGGAGGACGAGGAGCGCGAGAGCUUCAAGGACAACACGGUGCUACGCGCACUAAGAGAAUCCCGCCUUCCUGACAAGAGGUACAAUUACCGGUACUGGUCGUAUCUUUUAGCUGCCGAUAAGCGCGUCCAGAUUCGGCCAAAGGAGUGUUGGAUCCUGGUGGCGGCAACAUCGGUCAACUUUGUCUCGACGACGUCCUCGGCCAGGAUUACCUCGUCGUCAUCCUCUGGUCACGGCGAAAGCCACUGCCAUAAUGCCACAGGCAAGACAUCACCUUCAUUCCAUGCCUAUCACGCCAAGACUGGCGAGAGGCUCGACGAGGAGCGGUUCCCGCACCUCGAGAAGAACCUAAAGCGCGAGGACUGGCCGCGCAGUGGAGCCAACAUCAAGGGAUGCAUGCUUCACGAGUACACACGGGCCAUGACCCAGGUGCCGUCGACUUCGAUCCGCAACCUCAGGAAGGACUGGGAGGAAGACUUCCCGGAGCUGCAUGAGCCGCUCUCCAUUGCCCUCGCAGACGGCGUGCAGGACAUCCUGCACUGCAAGCUGGCGCUCGACAUCUCGCAGGCCACGCAGUUCCCCGCCGGCGCAGAGCUCAACUCGUGCAUUGAGGUCUCGAUCGACCAGCCCGAGCUGGUCGGCCACGACUGGAAGGUCGUGACCCGCCUGUGCAGACCGCAGGAGCUGUGUCGCGACCGAGGGGCCGGUUCGGAUCCCUUCUUCUCCAUCGAGACCAAGCCCGUGGGCCACGAUGGCAAUUGCGACGGCGUCGGCCUUGCCGCGGGUGGCAACUGCAACUGCGUCGCUGCCCGUCACAAGAACGAGCUCAUGGUCCCUUACCCGGCCGCCGAGCUCGCCGUCAUGCUCAGCCGCCUGGCAACCUACGAUCCCCAUCCCUACGUCGGCUUCGAGCCCUCCCCUGAGGAGCUUGCCGCUGAAGCCGGCCGCAAGAAGCGUGGUCGUAAGUCAAACACGGGCACCGGGGAUGAUGAGGCUGACUGGAGCAUGAGCAUGAUGCUUAAUGAAACGAAGAGGGCCAAAGCCGUGCAUUCGCAAAAGAAGUUGCACAGCAUAACUCCCUCUCCCGCGCCCAGAAGACCGACGCCCUCCACUGCAGGCCCCCAGAAUGAAGAUGGCGGCGGUGCCUACUCAAAAGACGGAGCGGACGCCGCCGGCCAGGACGAGCCAGUGUCGCAGAUGAGCCUCAUCGGGCAGGUCGCCAUGAUGCAGGAGCUAUGGUCACAGGAGCCCGUGUCGGCGGCCACGACGCCCGGACAGCAGCGGCCCUGGACGCGGCGGUGCCUGCUGCUCUGGACCUUUGAGACGCUCUACUCGAUCGACGAGAAGCGCCUCGCCGCCGGCCACAAGUACCCGAUCAACCGCCAGGCGGCCGGCAGCAUGUCCUGGCGCUUCAUGUCGGCCAUUGACCCGUCGGACCCCAUCCACUUGCAGCAGUCGAUCAUCGGCGGCGACGAGGCCGCCGCCCAGAUCGCCGCCGUCGCGCAGAGCAUGUCGGCAAAUGCCGCCUACACCACGUCCGAGCCCGCCAUCCUCGGCUCGUCCCCGGCGCCUGGGGUCGCCGGCAUGAUCGUGCCGUCCUCUACCCCUUCCUCCGCAAGCAGGACCACCUCGAGACUCGGAGGCGGCCUCCACCGCGAUCAGAUCAUGUCGCCCUCGCCCAGCUUCCAGCAGCACAUCCACGCGUCCAUGGCGGAGAACUACGCAAGCACGUCCGCCUGGUCCGGCAGCGGCGCUGGCAUCCUCUCCAGCAACGGCCACGCCUACGCUGCAAACUACCACAGCCACGCUCCACCACCGACGCAGCCGACGGCAGCAAUGCACACACCGUCCUCGGUCACAUACGGCCAGCGCGGCGGCACGCCUUUGUUCCGCGGCCUGAUGGACGACUUCCGCCACGGCGGCAGCCCUGGCUCUGGGCUCGCAACUCCCCCACCCACGGCCGGGUUGGCUUCCAUGGUGUGUUCGUCGGCGGCACCGCUGUCUCAGCACAUGAGCAGCGGCAGCAUAGCCCCAAGCAUGAGCUUCAUGUCGACGGCCUCGACGGUCGACGGCUGCGCCGAGUCCGUCGUCGACCCGUUCCUGACAUCCGGCUCCUUUGGCAGCUACCAACACGAGGUCGUCGUCCCAGACGGCUGGGAGGUGGUCCAUGCAGGCCCCGACUACGGAUUACACGACCUGACUUCGGGCGGCUGGACCGUGACCCCGGGCGGCAACGUUGGCGGCGCCGGCUCCGCCGCGUCGAGCUUCAACGGCAAUCCGUGCUGGGCGUCUCAAAUACCCCACCACGGCAUGCCUGGGCAACAGCCGCAGCAGCAUCAUCAGCACUGGAACACCCCGGCCGCGUCGACGCCCGGCUCGACGGUCCUGGAACUGGGCUCCGGUGCCGCCGACUACAACCAAAACGACGGGUGCGUGUCUUCACAGCAGCAGAUUCAAUGGAGGCAGCAGCCCCAAGGAGUCGCCUCAUCCCAGCCGUCUCCCUGUCACUCGCCCUCGCCCCACGGCUCGCAGCACGCCACUAUUGGUUUCAGCCAGACCGGCGGCGACAUCAGUGGCGGUCUGGACGCCGGCUUGGCGCCCGGCCAGCAGCUGCAUCACGAGCAGCGGUUUCUCGUCGCCGGUACCGGCAGUCAGAUCUCGCGGAAGCGGGCGCUGGAAGACGAGAACCAAGAUGAUCAAGGCCGCUGCAGGGUCGGUGCCACCGUUAGCGACGCGUCAGUCUGCGGCAACAAUCAUGAGGAUGCCUGGGCUUUGAUUGAUGCUUGA